Molecule: messenger RNA, 221 nt
Organism: Racocetra persica
Lineage: Eukaryota; Fungi; Glomeromycota; Glomeromycetes; Diversisporales; Gigasporaceae
Source: the annotation of a GenBank genome assembly
AAAACUCGAAUUCUGUUAUGUCGAAGGAAGAUAUUGUUUUGGACAGCCUUUGGGACAAGAAAAUGAAUAUUACGAUCUGACCAAAUAUCCGUAUCAAGAAACUAUCAAUCCUUGUGAUAGUUUUAAUUCACCUUUCACUAAUCGUGUAAACAAUAAAAAAUUCAAGAUGAAGUUUCCUGAUCAUGAACAUAUGUUAAAAUUCUUUAACCUUUACAAAAUCA